ACUUUAGUUGUGUGUAAGCCGUUGUGGCACUAACUACAUUAUUAGUCAAAGCUUGGUAUUCCCCGAAACGUGAAAUGAACCGCCCCCACUGGAGACUGAUUCUCGGACUGCUGAUGGCUUUCUCUGCCGUGCUACCGCUUUCAGUUGGGGCCGAGCUCCCGGCCAGAGCGGCUGCCAGCGCCUCGAACUACCGCUUUGGGCUGCGCCUCUCCAGGAAGCUGGGGGAGCUCCAGCCGAAUGCGAAUGUGGCCGUCUCGCCCCUGCUUGUCCAGGCGGCUCUCAGUUUGCUCUAUGCGGGAGCUAACCCAGACUCCGCCAGGGGACUCGGACAGGCGCUGGACCUCCAGCACACCUUUUCCCCCAAGGGAUCUAUUAACGACAUAGAAACCCUUCAGUCUGAUCUUAAACACUCCGCUGCCGUCGGAUGCCGUCUGAGGUUGCUGAGCGACUUCUACACCCAGCAGCGUUUCACCUUCACCUUUCGGGAUGAGUUCGAGGCCCUGGCCUCCCAUCUCGGUAUCGGAAGCCACCGACUUGGCUGGGACAACUCCGCAAAAGCGGCCCAGGACAUUAACUACGACUUUCUGAGUCGCAGCAACUUUAGCCUAGGCGAGAUGGUGACCUCUUCCCAGCUGGAGUCACUCGGCGCAGAUUAUACUCCUUUCCUACACGUCUCGGCAGUGACUUUUAGUGCCCCAUGGGCACAGGGAUUCGAUCCUGCAGAGACGCAGGACAUCAACUUCUUUGUGGCAGGAUCGCGUCCCAAACUGGUGCCCGCCAUGUUCGGCCAGCAUCGCUACAGAUACGCCGAGGUGUCAGCCCUCGAUGCCCAGCUGAUCGAAGUUCCCUUUUCUACUGCGGAUCUUUCCCUGCUCAUAAUCUAUCCAAACCAAGUGGAUGGCCUGCUCAAGUUGGAGCGGGAGUUGGAAAAGUACGACUUGCAGCAACUCCGGGCUCAGUUGGAAGAACGUAAGGUGGCCCUAACGCUGCCCAAGUUCAGGACUCUGGUCCAUUCUGAUCUGACUCCAGCGCUGAAGCAGCUGGGCCUAGCUAAGCUCUUCACAACGGAGGUCCAAUUGGAGGAGGUCUUCAGCUUCAUUUUGGCCAGCUCAGCGCCCCCGUUGGGAGCCGUGGUGCAGAGCAGUUUGUUGGAGAUCCAGGAGAAAGGCGGCUCUGCCGGCGACUCUUUUUCCUUUGGGGAUCUGUUCCGACGAGCCCUGCCCCUGGUCAUCAAUCACCCGUUCUUCUACGCCAUCGGCAAUGACAAGGUUUUGCUGCUCACUGGCCAUAUAGUCGACGUCUGAGCAUAGCUCAGGGUUAUUUAAUCCCAAUGUCUAGCUCUAACUGAGGUUAUCGCGUUAUCAGUCCAGCUCGAUCGCUAAACAAAUAAACAAAAUCACCCAUGGAAAGCCAAAGGUGACAAAUGAUUUGUAAA
This is a messenger RNA of Drosophila bipectinata, 1435 nucleotides long. It is a transcript of the gene Spn43Ad, whose product is annotated as Serpin 43Ad. The record is from RefSeq and is a predicted model, not a curated record. NCBI's taxonomy places the organism in Eukaryota, Metazoa, Arthropoda, Insecta, Diptera, Drosophilidae. Gene Ontology annotation, molecular function: serine-type endopeptidase inhibitor activity.